UUUUAAAAUAGUAUCAUAUUGUAAAUAUAAAAAUGAUUUAUGUGGGGGAGGAGUGAUCCAGAGGAAGAAUCUGACAUGACCGAGGCAGGCUGUUUCUGGUUUCAACUUGUUAUGAUGGUGUCAUCUUCUCCAUUCUCAUUCUCAUUCUCUGUCGCUCACGGCUAGCAAUCAUGUCUUCUCGCUUAGAUGAGUGCUUGUUAGAGGUGGAUGGGUACGGUGAUGGCGAUGGAAAGGCGAAACCCAAAUUCCUGAUAAGGAAUCUCAGCAGAGUUUCGGAGGAUGGGGUUCCCAUCCUCAAAGGCAUAAAUCUUGAGAUCCCAGAGGGUGUGAUCGUGGGAGUGAUAGGCCCCAGUGGUAGCGGCAAGUCAACGUUCUUGAGGGCCCUUAACCGCCUCUGGGAGCCACCCUCCGCCUCCGUCUUCCUCGACGCCCAAGACAUCUGCCAUCUCGAUGUCCUCUCUCUCCGCCGUAACGUUGCCAUGCUCUUUCAGCUCCCGGCCCUCUUUGAAGGCAGCGUUGCGGACAAUGUGAGGUACGGACCACAACUCAGAGGGAAAAAGCUAAGCGAUGAUGAGGUGCGCAAGUUGCUUCUAAUGGCCGACCUGGAUGCUUCUUUCAUGGAUAAGUCCGGGGCUGAACUCUCUGUCGGUCAAGCUCAAAGAGUUGCACUUGCUAGGACUUUAGCUAAUUCACCACAGGUUUUGUUGCUGGAUGAGCCAACUAGUGCCUUAGAUCCAAUAUCGACAGAAAACAUAGAGGAUGCCCUGGUGAAGCUGAACAAGAAUCAGGGCAUGACAGUCAUCAUGGUCUCUCAUAGCAUCAAGCAAAUCCAAAGGAUCGCUCACAUAGUGUGCCUGCUUGUUGAUGGUGAAAUUGUUGAAGUUCUCAACCCUCAUAAUCUCUCUCAGGCCAACCAUCCCAUGGCUAAGAGGUUUCUUCAACUCAGUUCUUAAAGCCAAGAUAAAUCUACUUGCACCUGCUCGUUUAUCGGCCACAUAUAUAUGUUCACCUCUCCUCGAUUCAUAUCUUUCAAUCAAUUAUCUUCCACAUAUGUUGCUUUAAUUUCAAGACGUGCAGGUUGAUGACAUAUAUAUGAUUUUAUGAUAGUGGAGGUUUAGUUACCAAUAUGAUAUUGCAAAAUGCUACUAUAGAAUAGUAAUUUCGUUUUUCACCAAAACAAAACUAUUGUCCAGAGUUUUUUCUAUUUGCAAUACAACCAAUUGGAUGUAAGCGUACUCUUUGGUACAAGUUUCGUGAAGAAAGUUCUCGUCCCACUAA
This is a messenger RNA of Glycine soja, 1278 nucleotides long. RefSeq names its product ABC transporter I family member 17. The transcript has 3 exons. Gene Ontology annotation, molecular function: ATP binding; ATP hydrolysis activity; phosphate transmembrane transporter activity. Gene Ontology annotation, biological process: phosphate ion transmembrane transport. Gene Ontology annotation, cellular component: membrane. NCBI's taxonomy places the organism in Eukaryota, Viridiplantae, Streptophyta, Magnoliopsida, Fabales, Fabaceae. Bases 171 to 953 code for a protein of 260 amino acids. The record is from RefSeq and is a predicted model, not a curated record.